AUGACCCCCUCCCUCCGCCGCCUCACGCGCGAACAAGCGGACCUCCUCAAAAACCCCGACCCAACCUUCCACGCCGCGCCCAUCAGCGCCUCCAACCUAUACGACUGGCACUUCACGUUGCAGGGCCCGCCGGCGCCCUCCCCAUACAGCGAGGGGAUCUACCACGGCCGGAUCGUGCUCCCCCCGACGUACCCGCUGCGCCCGCCCUCCUUCCGGUUCCUGACCCCCUCCGGCCGCUUCGAGGUCAACCGCGAGAUCUGUCUCAGUAUCUCGGGCCACCAUGAGGAGACGUGGCAGCCGGCGUGGGGGAUCCGGACGGCGUUGAUCGCCCUCCGGAGCUUUAUGGAUGGGGAUGCCAGGGGCCAGGUGGGCGGGUUGGAUGUGGGGGAGGAGGUGCGGAGGAGGUAUGCGGUUGCGUCGAGGGGGUGGAGGUGUGAGGGGUGUAAGGGGCAGAUCUUUGGGGAGGAUGAGGAGGGGGAUGAGGAGGGGGCUGGUGGGCAGGCGGGGAGGACGAAUUUGGAGGUUUUGGAGGCGUGGUGGGGGUUUUGUCGGGAGAGGGGGGUGGAUGUUUCUGGGUUUGGUGGUAGGAAGGCGGUUGAGGGGGAGGGGAAGGGAGAGGAGGGUGAAGGCGACAAUGCGGAUCUGGAAAAGAAGACGGAGGAGCAGGAGCAGGAGGUGGGGAAGGGAGAUCAGGAACUUGAACCUCCGACGAUAGGGUCUUUAAAGUCUGAUACCGGGGUUUCUGGAAGAGAGGAUGCACAGACGCAUAGUACUACCUCGACAACAACAGCUGCUGCUGCAUCAACACCACCAUCAACAACACAAUUACCAGCUGUGCAGCAACAACCAGACCAAACACCUCAGCAGCGCCAGAUACUGCUCCAGUCUCAACCUCAACCUCAACCUCAACCUCAACCCCAACACCAACAGCAGCAGCAAAUAUCCCCCGAUACCCCCUGGCUCGACCGGGCCAUCUUCGGCGUGAUCGUCGCCCUGGUGGUCAUGAUCCUCCGGCGCAUCGCCAGAGACGAAUAA
Aspergillus fijiensis CBS 313.89 is the source of this 1035-nucleotide messenger RNA. Its product is annotated as ubiquitin-conjugating enzyme E2. The transcript has a single exon. The record is from RefSeq and is a predicted model, not a curated record. NCBI's taxonomy places the organism in Eukaryota, Fungi, Ascomycota, Eurotiomycetes, Eurotiales, Aspergillaceae. Bases 1 to 1035 code for a protein of 344 amino acids.